AUGGCACUUGCCGCUCCUCCGCUCAAUGAUCGCAAGCGCGUCAAGGUCUACGAGCUCAAGAACAACGACUGGUACGACCGCGGCACUGGCUUCUGCGCCGGUCAGGUCCUGGCCAACGACGAAGCCCGCAUCUUUGUCCAGUCCGAAGACGACGCCCAGCGCAUGCUGCUUGAAACGAGAAUCUCGCGCGACGAUGGAUAUCAGAGACAACAGGGGNAAUUCAUCACCGAAAUACAGCAGCGCAUGCUCGCAAUGCACCCCAACGAAUACGACGGUCUGUCCGACGAGCUUGUCGAUGGCCAGGGUUUGCUGCUGCCCAUGCCCGAGCUAGCCAACCUGCACCAGGUACAAGAGACGAUGCGCGCAGCCAGCCAGACAACCCAUGGGCGCGAUGCUCUAGUCAAGUUUGUCAUGGCUCCCGAAACGCAGUACCUCUCCAAGCUUCUGCCGCUGGUCGAGCUUGCCGAACACGUCGAGGACAUUCAAGCUCUGCACCGACUGUGCACCAUCAUGAAGACGCUCAUUCUGCUCAACGACACAUCCAUCAUAGAGUUGACCGUCUCAGAUCAUGCCAUUCUGGGCGUUGUGGGUGCCUUGGAGUACGAUCCAGAUUUCCCCAGUCACAAGGCCAACCACCGUCACUACCUGGCCGACGAGUCGCGGUUCAAGGAGGUCGUUGCCAUUGACAAUCCCGUCAUCAAGAACAAAAUCCACGCCACAUAUCGUCUGCAAUAUCUCAAGGAUGUAGUGCUGGCCCGUAUUCUCGACGACCCUACCUUCACCGUCCUCAACUCUCUUAUAUUCUACAACCAGGUCGACAUUGUUAACCACAUCCAGUCUAGCAAGGAUUUCAUCCAGGAGCUUUUUACCAUCUUUACGACUCCCGACUCCGACGAUCAACGCAAGAAGGAUGCUGUGCACUUCAUCCAGACGUGCUGCUCCGUCGCCAAAAGCAUUCAAGCACAGUCGCGUGCUCAUCUUUUCCAAAACUUCAUUCAUGGCGGUCUACUGGAUGUAGUCACAUAUGCUUUGCGUCACCGCCAUGCCUCUGUACGUGUCGCUGGCACCGAUAUCCUCGUUGCACUCAUCGAUCAUGAUCCAGUCAUGAUGCGUUCGCACAUUUUCCGUUCUAUCAACCAAAAGACCAAACCAUUGACAGACACACUAAUCGAGCUGUUGCUUGUCGAGGUCGACCUGGGCGUCAAAGCCCAAAUGGCGGAUGCGAUCAAAGUCCUUUUGGAUCCUCAUGCCAGCUCGACUUCCAUGGAUAUGCUAGGCAGAACCAACGGGGACUUCAUGGCAAAGAUGAGGGGUGCAAAUCCUAAUUCUAGCGCCCAAAUGGAAAGCUUCGUGGACAAUUUCUACAACGACGGUGCCAAACGCCUUUUCCAGCCUCUAAAGGACCUUGAGCACAGCCAAAAUUCGGCCCUCAAGUGGUUCCGAACGUGUGUUGCCCUCGAUGACGAACAUCACAACAAAGACUUAAUCACCAAAGGAGUAUUUGAUCCGAUUCUCGACAUUGUCUACCAGACAAUGCCCCGGGACAACCUUCUCAACUCAGCCUGUCUCGAGCUGUUCGAGUUUAUCAAGCGCGAGAACCUCAAGCAACUGGUUAUACCACUGGUCGAGGGCUAUCGAGAGAAGUUGCUUGGUAUUACCUAUGUCAACACAUUUGGGGCCCUCGUAUUGAAGUACGAGCAAAUACAAAGCGGAUUCAAUCCUGAUGAAACCAGCUUUUCAACCCAGGGCGGCGAGACGCCGAACCGGAGUCUUGUUGCUGGUGGCCAGCGUUGGCAAGGACUCAAAGAUGCCGAUGCGGAAGAGGAAGCCUAUUUCAAUGCCACCUCAGAUGACGAGACUGAAGACGAAGGUGCAGCUUCGCUACCAGAGACCGUUGCUGCCAAGACUCCUGAAGUCGGUCCUCCAAUGCGACCACUAGUGUCUUACCCGGAAGAUGAGGACGAAGAUGCAAUGGAACUUCUUGCAGCAUCACCAGGCACACCUGCCGAAAAGAAAGAGCUCAGCGUCGAGUCGACGACGCCCGAGACACUGGGGUCGCCUCUGUCGAUCGUGCCAGAGAAACGAAGACGAGAAGACGACGACGAAGACGAUUUGGAGAAGUUGGCGGGCGCGGUCCCGGCCAAGCGUCGCAGCUCAGUCAGCAGCAUAGGCAGCGUGCGGAGCGACAUGUCGGCCGCAAACUUGGAUUCACCUACCAGCAGCCAGCAACAAAACGGUACAGGGCAUCCGCUCAGAAGGAAAGGAAGCUUGCGAAGCAAGGAAGACAGUCCAGGACCCCAAAAGGGCAUCAGCAUUGGUCCCAUCUCGCUUUCCCUGUCAGGGAAGACGAGUAACGCGGAAGGAGGUGGACAAUGA
Aureobasidium uvarum is the source of this 2376-nucleotide messenger RNA. Lineage: Eukaryota; Fungi; Ascomycota; Dothideomycetes; Dothideales; Saccotheciaceae. The record is from the annotation of a GenBank genome assembly.